Nilaparvata lugens (brown planthopper) is the source of this 1683-nucleotide messenger RNA. RefSeq lists its product as uncharacterized. Lineage: Eukaryota; Metazoa; Arthropoda; Insecta; Hemiptera; Delphacidae. The record is from RefSeq and is a predicted model, not a curated record. The coding region runs from base 86 to 853 and encodes 255 amino acids. The transcript is spliced from 7 exons.
AUAUAUACUAAAAGAGGAUGAUACUGUCAGGGAAUCGAAAUUAGGAAAUUCUCUGUUUUGGGAUGGCAGAUAUAAGCUACCAAGAAUGGGAAUUUAUAAGAAUAUAAUCAACGCAAAAGGGUAUGACCUGAGAAUCGGAUCUAAAACAAGUGGACCAUUAAGUACUAAUGUUAACAAUCUUAAAUCCAGCUGUGAAGAGAGAGACCAUUCUCAUCAAGAUUUUCUUACUAAGUUGAGAUUAAAAAUGAUGGUGGAUGAUGUGGUUCAAAGCAAUAAGUUGAUUGAAGACAUUGAUGAGUCUCAACACUUUUUCAACUACAAAAAUAAAAGGGUUUGGAAAUGUAAGGAGAAAACAACUGAAAAAACUUUUUGGAUGAUAGUGAACGUGAUGGAGGUAUUGGUUGCGGUGCGUGUGGUGGAAACUUUCGAUGGUGUCGAAUUAGUCCAGAAACCAGCCAGCAAUGGCACAUUGAAACUUCUAGACAUUCAUGAAACAAAGUUUCUGGAUGAGAAUUAUAAUCCAGUGAUUUACCUGGGGCAGCUUGAGUAUGAAAAUAAUGAAGGCAUGGAUGAGGUAUAUCAAAAAAGACAGAGUGAUGGAGAAGUGCUGCGGAAGUCGUUGGAUGAGAUUGCCCACCGCCUGGGUGGCAGAGCAACACAGCACUGCUACACGAACCUACGUGACAUCAAUGUCAUAUAUCGUGAGUCGCAUGACGUCUUGCCCAAACAAUUGGACAAGAUCGUCGGUGACGGGGACAGCUUAUUGAAAUUCGAACUUCAUGUGACUAUUGAUGACAAGUCUGUCAAAACGGAAACCACACCUGGAUUCGCCCUUGAACCAAGGUGGGAAUAGAACUGCAGAUACAUAUUAUACUAAAUCCACCAUGACAGACAAACAUGAUGCCAACUACAGUUGGAUUGGAUUUGAAAAAAAGUUCUUCUCCUCUCUACAUCUGAUGAAAGCCAUUUUCAGUAAGUUGCACUCUAUUUCCUUCAAUAAUCAACUUUUUCAACAUACAUAAACAAACUUGCUUGUAACCUUUACAAACAAACUUAGGCUACCUACAAUAUAUUUAAGAAUUACUGGAGAAGUUUUAAGAUUUGAUGUCAGGCCCUAUUCAUAACCCUAAUAUAACAGUAAUUGCAAUUUUUAGUGUGUAUAAGUUGAAUGUUUAUCAUUUUCAAACACUAACAGGUGAACACUUACAAACACAACUGUUAGCAUUGUUGGUUAACCUCAAACUUGUAAAAAAACUAUUAAGUUAGUGGUUUUAAUUUCAUGAUUCAAUACAUUUUAAGCUAGUGAUUAUAUGAUUCAGUAAUAUUAUAAUAGAUUGAUUCAAUAUCAUGGAUGAUUAUGAUAUAAAAGAAGCUAUUGUAAAAUGUUACAAUAAUAGAACUAUAUUCAUAACACCAUAAUAGGCCCACUCACUAAUUAUUAGUUAUAUUUAUUAGGGACUAUAGUUACAUUUGAACUAAAUUUUUUUUAAUAUUUUGAUUAGAUUAAAGCAUAUUUAUUCCAAUAUGACAAGUAUAAAAUCCCCCCCUUGAGAAAUACUUUAAAUAAAUUGUAAAUAGAAGCAAUAAUUUUCAUUGAUAGGCUACAAUUUGAUAAUUAGUUCAGUACUACUAUGUAAGGUCCUUGAAUACUCUCUUGUAUUGGUUUAUUGUUAUAUUAUUUAC